This is a messenger RNA of Benincasa hispida (wax gourd), 2631 nucleotides long. It is a transcript of the gene PLE, whose product is annotated as Microtubule associated protein (MAP65/ASE1) family protein. Gene Ontology annotation, cellular component: cytoplasm; spindle. Gene Ontology annotation, molecular function: microtubule binding. Gene Ontology annotation, biological process: microtubule cytoskeleton organization. NCBI's taxonomy places the organism in Eukaryota, Viridiplantae, Streptophyta, Magnoliopsida, Cucurbitales, Cucurbitaceae. The record is from RefSeq and is a predicted model, not a curated record.
UUCAACGGUCCCUUUUCUUUUCAACGUCUCUCUCUCUCUUCAAAUUGCCCUUUCGCAUCGCCCUCUUCCAAGGUUCACAUUUUGAGAAAACCACCUUUUCCCAGGAAAAUUCCAUCGUUUCAUUCUUCCUCUCUCAAAGAAUUCCUCUUACCCAAACCUUCGGCAGAUUGCUUCAACUUCAGGUUUGGCCUUCUUUUGUUGCUUAACAAACCCACCAGAACUUAGAGGAAAACAGGGAGAAAACUGUUUCUUCUCCGGGUGAAAUAUCUUCAAGAUGUCUGCCACUCAAAAUGAUCCGCUUCUGCAAGUGGAAACCACAUGUGGUUCACUUCUCUAUGAACUUCAGAUUAUAUGGGAUGAAGUUGGUGAGGGUGAAGCUGAAAGAGAUAGAAUGUUGCUUGAACUUGAACAAGAGUGUUUAGAGGUAUACAGAAGAAAGGUUGAUCAAGCAAACCAUUCUAGAGCUCAUUUGAGGCAGGCGAUUGCAGAUUCUGAAGCACAACUUGCUGCCAUCUGUUCUGCAAUGGGAGAGCGGCCAGUACAUAUAAGACAGUCUGAUCAAAAGGCUGUUAGCUUGAAAGAUGAACUCAAGCAAAUUCUUCCACAACUAGAUGAAAUGCGGAAGCGGAAAUCCGAGAGAAGCAAUCAAUUUCUAGAAGUCCUAGAGGAGAUACAAAUGAUUUCAGACGAGUUAAAUGGUUAUGAACAUUCAGCAUCAAAGAUAGUGUUGGAUGAAACUGAUUUAUCAUUGAAGAAGCUCGAUGAAUUGACCAGACAGCUCCAUGCACUCCAGCAGGAGAAGAGCGAUCGGAUGAAGCUGGUUCAUAAUCACUUGCGUACUUUGGAAUCACUCUGUUUAGUCCUGGGUAUGGAUUCCAAGGAGAUAGCCAUUGAAGUUCAUCCAACUUUGGGGGAUUUUGAAGGACCAACAAUUAUAACUAUCGACACCAUAGAGCAGUUGGCUGCUAUGAUUGAAAAACUGCGAGAGAUCAAAUUACAAAGAAUGCAGAAGCUUCAAGAUCUUGUAAGUACAAUGUUAGACCUGUGGGAAUUAAUGGAUACUCCAGAUGAAGAACAACAGAUGUUUCAAAAUAUAACUUGCAACAUCGCUGCUUCAGAACACGAAAUUAUUGAACCUAAUGCUCUCUCUGCUGAUGUUAUCACAUAUGUUGAAGCAGAAGUCACCAGAUUGGAAGAGUUGAAGUCAAGCAGAAUGAAAGAACUUGUUCUGAAGAAGAGAUUAGAGCUAGAGGAAAUGUGUAGGAAGCUGCAUAUGGUACCAGCAGAAGAUUCUGCUAUUGAAUAUGUUAUUGAUGCAAUAGAUAGUGGAGCUUUGGACCCUGCUUGUGUCCUCGAACAAAUUGACAGUCAAAUUCAUAAGGUCAAAGAAGAAGCUUUUGAAAGGAAAGAAAUUCUUGAGAAAGUGGAGAGAUGGUUGGGUGCAUGUGAAGAGGAGUGCUGGCUUGAAGAAUAUAACAGGGAUGAAAACCGUUAUAAUGCGGGAAGAGGAGCUCAUCUUACUCUUAAACGUGCUGAAAAGGCUCGGGCAUUGGUUAAUAAACUUCCAGGAAUGGUUAAUGCUUUGACUUCAAAAACCAUUUCAUGGGAAAAAGAAAGAGGCAUUGAAUUCACCUAUGAUGGUGUUCGUCUUCUCUCAAUGCUUGAGGAAUACACAAUUUUAAGACAAGAGAAAGAGCAAGAACUCCGCAGGCAGCGGGACCAGAAGAAACUCCAGGGGCAACUAAUUGCCGAACAGGAGGCACUUUAUGGGUCAAAACCUAGCCCAUCAAAGCCUCAGAGUGCUAAAAAAGGCCCUAGAAUGUCAACUGGUGGUGCUGGUGCUGGCAGUAGAAGAUUUUCCCUUGGAGGAGCAUUGCUUCAAACACCGAAGCCUGAUCCUCAUAAAGGCCUCCGACCAGGCAGAAAAAGUGAUAGAGGACAUCAAAACAACCAAACUUUUCACCUUGAUGAGGGAUUUGUUGAAGCUUUAUCAGCUGGUCGGAGAGGAGGCUUGGAUGUUACUGGUCUCCCUGUAAAAAAGCAGUCAAUAGGUGCCAAUGCUGUUGAAGGAGGAGAAUCACCAAUGGUGGUUAGAAAGCCUUUUGCUCCUAUUCCUACCUCUAGCACGCUUUUCUCGAACUCGACAAAUUCGUCGAAUUCGUUGAAUGAUCUUGGUGAGAAGCUGCAGAAACUGAAUAUGUCAUCCAAGACUCCUAUAAAGACAACAUCAAUAUCAGAAGAAGAUAUCAAGACACCAAUGAAAAUGCCAAUCCCAGUGCCAUCCACACCUUCUACCGUGUCAGUUCCGAUGCAGACAGCCAUGACACCAGCUCUUCUGCAGCCUGUUGACACUACUGCUCGCAUUAGUAAAGAUAUUUCCGAAGUCAUUGAAUACUCAUUUGAGGAAAGAAGAGCUGGCUUUGUACUUCCCAAACCACUCCACAUCAAGUCAAUGAUACAAGUUUGAUUGAUACAAUACAAACCAAUCUAGUUUUGGUGAAUUUCUUCAACCUCAUAUUUCUUUCAAAGAUUCAAAAUUCCUUGUUUCCUCUCUACAAAGUCAAUUGUAAUUGGCUUUUUACCUGAUGUGUGUACAUAAACCCAAUAUUGAUGAAGGGUUAAGAUUUUCAA